Messenger RNA from Arachis stenosperma, 1782 nucleotides. RefSeq names its product protein FAR1-RELATED SEQUENCE 5-like. Gene Ontology annotation, biological process: regulation of DNA-templated transcription. The transcript is spliced from 5 exons. The coding region runs from base 1 to 1782 and encodes 593 amino acids. The record is from RefSeq and is a predicted model, not a curated record. Gene Ontology annotation, molecular function: zinc ion binding. Lineage: Eukaryota; Viridiplantae; Streptophyta; Magnoliopsida; Fabales; Fabaceae.
AUGGGUUUAUCAGUUACCUAUGCAAAGAAAGUAGGAUUUACAACUAAGAUACGGACGACAACAUAUGACAAGAUCACAAAGGCUCCGCUUAACCAAGCUAUACAUUGUAAUCACGACAAGUACCGCGAGUCUCGUGUCAAAGCACCAACGCAGAAGAAUACGAUUUCGGUUGCUGGGUGCAAGGCAAGGAUAUAUCUCAAGUUUGAUAAAGACAUGCAAGACUGGGUUUUGUUCAAGGUUGACUUGACGCACUCACACCCCUGUUCAGCGAGAAAGGCAAUGCACCAUGAGUAUAGGCAGCUGACCAUGCAUGCGAAGUGCGUGAUCGAGGAUAACGAUGAGGCUGGGAUUCGACCAAAUAAGACAUCCCUUGCUUUGGCAAAUGAGGGUGGAGGCCCCUCUAACUUAGGAUACUCAAAGAAGGAUUUAAAAAACUAUAUAACAGCAAGGCUUCGAACCAGCAACGUGAAUGUGGAUGUCAGGGAGAUGAUGAACUACUUCAUGAGAAUGAAGGACACAAAUCCGAACUUCUUUUACGCGGUGAAGUUGGACGAGGAGAGUAAACUUAAGAGUGUAUUAUGGGUGGAUGCAAGAUGCAGGGCGUCGUAUGAAUACUACGGAGACGUCAUGUCAGUUGUUAGCACGCAUGGAUUACUGUUUGUGUCGUUCGUUGGGGUCAACCACCAUGGCAAGUCAAUCCUUCUCAGUUGUGCUUUGCUUGGGAAUGAGGAAAUCCCAAGUUAUGAGUGGGUCUUUAGCCAAUGGGUGAAGUGCAUGGGAACUACUCCACAGCAUCUGUAUGAUGACCGACGCAUGUGGGUCCCGAUAUACUUCAAGGGUGAAUUUUUGGCUGCCAUUAGUAGUACACAAAGAAGUGAGAGCAUGCACAUAUUCUAUGGUGGAUAUUUACACAAUAAGACUAGCUUGGUUCAAUUUGUUCACGAAUAUGACAAUGUUCUCGGGUUUCAGCAAGAGUACACCACGAGCAUAUUAUGGGAUGUUCAAACUGAGUUUGUGAAGAAGGCUAAUUGCAAAGUUUCUGUAGUUGAUGAACAUGGUCCAUUGGUCUGCGUGAAGGUAGAAGAGGAGAUACUAGUCAAUGAUACUAUUCUAUGUGUUCUGUAUGACGUUCAGUAUGACCCUUCCAUACAGCAAGUUUGUUGUGAGUGCAAUCUUUUCGAGAGUUUAGGUGUGUUGUGUUGUCACUGUCUUGAAGUUUUUUAUUCGUAUAAAGUGUAUAAAGUUCCAACCUGUUAUGUUCUCCCUCGAUGGAGCAAGAUGAUAAAGCACAAUCAUACGUAUGUCAAAAGUAGCCGUGAUGUCAGUCGGUCGGAUGAGAGUCAUGUUGCAUUCAAGGGACUAUGUGCACACUUCUAUAAUGUUGCUCAAGAGUUCGUCGGUGACGAUGACGAAACAGCAUUGCUGCAUGCUACUUUAGAAGAAACAAGGGCCAAGUUAAAUGCGCACCGUGCCAAGAAGAGGUCUGAGAGCGUGUUUCAACCCGACACCAGCAAUGGCUCACAGAGUUUGAACGUUGUCGGUGUUGAUGACAUCCAUGCCCCAUCGAAGGUCACCACAAAAGGCAGGCCAAAGGGUAAGAGGCUCAGCGCUGCCCUUGAGAAGUCCUUUAAGAAUUCAAUUCGGAGGAAACACAAGAAUUCAUCCCCGGUGGUUCAUCUGCACGCUUCGCAAGAUGUAAACCAUGGUUCUGUUGUUGGCCGGAAUGUUCCCGAACAAGGCGGUGGUUUUAUGUCUUUGUUAAGCUCCUUCAACAAAAAGUAG